Molecule: messenger RNA, 4987 nt
Organism: Cyclopterus lumpus (lumpfish)
Lineage: Eukaryota; Metazoa; Chordata; Actinopteri; Perciformes; Cyclopteridae
Gene: ppm1ba
Product: protein phosphatase, Mg2+/Mn2+ dependent, 1Ba
Exons: 6
Coding region: 396-1604 (402 amino acids)
Biological process (GO): positive regulation of canonical Wnt signaling pathway; protein dephosphorylation; negative regulation of canonical NF-kappaB signal transduction
Cellular component (GO): nucleus; cytosol
Molecular function (GO): protein serine/threonine phosphatase activity; magnesium ion binding; manganese ion binding
Source: RefSeq, a predicted model, not a curated record
CCGAACUGCAUGUUGAAAAAGAACGUCAUCUGCCUCCUCAUACAUUUAGCUUGAGCCUAAAUUAGCUUAGAUACAUCUUUCCGAAACGAGUUGUCCUCCCACGUCAACCGACAGCCAGCGGAGCGGGUAUUUAUUCGGGGCUCCCUGUCUCUACGGUGCCAAAACAUGUACAUAAAAGCCCUGUUCCGAUGCAGAGACAUGCUGAAAGCAGAACUGGUCGUGUGAAAUGCGGGCUAGCUUAAUCAAAGCUAGCUGACGGACAGGGGCCGAGGAGCGAAAGUGGCGAACAUUAACGAGGGAUAAGCCGUUCAUGAGAAGCCUGGGUAAACACACCCGCCACUGAAGCCACAGGAAGAAGGACUGGUAGAUAGCUAUUUCCCUACGAAGGCAGAGCCAUGGGCGCGUUCUUGGACAAGCCCAGGACUGAGAAGCACAACUUGCAUGCUGAGGGCAAUGGCCUGCGCUACGGGCUGAGCUCCAUGCAGGGCUGGCGGGUGGAGAUGGAGGACGCUCACACCGCUGUGUUGGGACUUCCGGGUCCCGGUAUGACCGACUGGUCUUUUUUUGCUGUGUACGAUGGUCACGCUGGCUCAAGGGUUGCCAACUACUGCUCUAAGCAUCUUCUGGAGCACAUCAUCGGUGCUAACUCAGUGGCCGGAGGGACCCAAAGCUCGCAGGCCGGUUCAGACAGCUCCGCCAGUGACUCCCCAACACUGAUUCCUCCGUCAGUGGAGACUGUGAAAUCUGGGAUCCGGACAGGCUUCCUGAAGAUUGAUGAGCACAUGCGCAGCUUCUCUGACCUCCGUAACGGCAUGGACCGUAGUGGCUCCACUGCAGUGGGAAUCCUCCUGUCACCCGAUCUCUUCUUUUUCAUCAACUGUGGGGAUUCUCGAGCCGUUCUAUACCGCAAUUCCCACGUGUGCUUCUCCACACUCGACCACAAGCCUUGCAACCCACGUGAGAGAGAGCGCAUCCAGAAUGCCGGCGGCUCAGUGAUGAUUCAGAGGGUUAACGGGUCACUAGCCGUAUCGAGGGCCUUGGGGGACUUCGAUUACAAGUGUGUGGAUGGCAAGGGCCCCACGGAGCAGCUGGUUAGCCCCGAACCAGAAGUGUUUGAGAUGGUCCGGGCCCCAGAACAGGAUCAGUUUGUGAUCCUGGCGUGUGACGGCAUCUGGGACGUCAUGUCCAACGAGGAGCUGUGCGAGUUUGUGAAAUCUAGGCUUGAGGUGUCUGACGACCUGGAGAGAGUCUGCAAUGAAGUGGUGGACACCUGCCUGCACAAGGGGAGUCGGGAUAACAUGAGUGUUGUGUUGGUGUGUUUGCCCAACGCCCCCAAAGUGUCAGAGGAAGCUGUGAGGAAAGACGCUGAGCUCAACAAAUAUCUGGAGUCUCGAGUGGAAGAGAUGCUGUCUCGGCCUUGCGAGGAGGGGUUUCCGGACCUGGUAGCAGUGAUGAGGAACCUGUCCACCGACAUCGGCAUGCCCUCGUUGCCACCAGGGGGGGGCCUUGCCAGCAAACGCAGUGUUAUUGAAGCAGUAUACAACCGUCUGAACCCAUACAGGGAGGAAGAUGGGAGCGGAGCCGAGUUGGAGUACCACUGGUAGCUGUCCAGCACAACUGCCUGAUCCCAAAAGAACAGGACCACUUUUCCACACAAGAUCACAUUCAUAGUCCCCUUUUUUAAUUUCCUCUGGGGUGUUUUCUUUUCAUUUUUAUUCCCCACACCGAGAUCAAUCAAAGCAGAAAUCCUGGAUUUAGAAACAAACAACACACCUAAUGUGGAGGACUGCAAAACAGGUUUAGUCGGUUCUUUUUAUAGAACAAAAUGGAGGGGAAAUGAGAACAACUGAGUUAAAAUAUAUAUAUAUACGGUAUAUACUUAAGAGAGGCAAACAAGCACAGUUUCUCUUCCCCCUUCUUGCUUUCUUUGUGGUGGAUUGACAGAGGCACAGGAGCAGCCCUGCUCUGAACGCUUUGGGGCUCUAUGGUGCCUUUCUCAGAACGGAGAGAGACGGGAGGCCCUCGCAAAUCAACAGCAAGCCAUUACCAAACCUGUUUGUAAGAUACUGAACGGAAAAGGGGUUUGUUGGCUGCCUUUUUUUGUUGUUUUUUGUGGCAUUAUUUGUUUUGAAGUGUGAACUUUACUUGCACCUGACUGGCAGCCAACUGACCACACAAGCCGGCGACUCCCACAAAUCUCCAGCUACGCUGUCCGGCUCGUUCCAGCAUGGGGUUCUGGGCAUUACUGGUACUCUACUAGAUGAGGGCCCAACACUUCACCUGGCCGUGCACCUGGCAGCCUCACAGAACUCCAAAGCCCACUCUAUCCAAAGACUUGAGUCAAACCCUCAAAUUCAUCAUCGGCGGACCCACGCCUGAACACAAGGGGAGCACUCGUGAGAGGGCGGAGUCUGUCGGUCUCCUCCACACUGCGUCUUCACUGAAACAGGACAUGGGCUGGCGUUCCUGGCUACAGAUAGGAAUUACAUGAAGAUGGUUUAAACCCCGAGUGUGAUGACUCUCCUUGCACGUCGUCCGCGCUCAUUCUCUCUCUCUUCCCGUAGGAUGUUGUUACACAGUUGAUUUCUCUCUCUCUUCCCUCUGUCUCGCUCUCUUCUCGCUUUCUGUCUCUUCAUAUGACAGAAGAGACACUGCUGUCAUUUGCAUUGGCAGACAUUGCCAGAAUCAUAAGCUUGUUUAAGAGAUAGAAAGAUACUUAUAUAUUAAAUUCAUAUUUAUAUAUAUAUAUAUAUAUACAUAUAAAAAUAUAUUUUGAUUGGUUUGUUUCAUCCUAAUUCCCAGCCAUGGUAUUCGUUGUGGCCUAAUAUGCGUGUGUGUGUGUGUAUGUGUGCACUUUUUUGCGCGUGGACAAAUUAAAACACAAAAAAGUCCAAGUUGCACACCGUGUUCCCACACAGCAGCGUUCCAAAGACAGGGUUAGGGGAAAUUCCAUCCUCACCUUCUUCUUCUUCUUCUUCCUCUUCCUCUUCCUCUUCCUCUUCCUCUUCCUCUUCCUCCUCUUCCUCCUCCUCCCCCCUUCUCCUCGACACACACACAAUCCUGCUUGUGCUACAACUUGUCUUUUCUAGCUGUCAAUUAACUUGUAACAAAACAAAUAUGCCUUUUUUUUUUUGUUGGUUUUGAUUGGAACCCCCCCCACCCCCACCCAUCAAUUGCCUUUUUAAAAAAAAAAAUGUUUAAAAAAAUAAUUAUAUAUGACUUUUUAGAGUACUGUGGCCGUGGGUAAGAAAACAACAAGGGGAGCAUGAUAUAUACCUUGUACAGCAGAUCUGGGGAGAGGCGUACAUUUUUGGUGUUUCACUGUAGGAAGCCCUGCUUUGACUCUUCUCAUCGACUAGGAGUCCAUUUCAUUUCUUUCAAAUUCGAGCACUAAUAAGUGAUUGAAACAAAUAUAUUUCAGAAAAGGCCUCCUCUUUUUCAGUCCGUUUGAAACAAAUGUGGGCAUUGACAACGUGGAUACGCAUACUUUGCAUGUGUAUUUUUCUUUCUUCUGUAGAUGCAUUUACAAUAGGCUAUAAGUACAUACAGAACUGUAAUAUACUCUUCUUUUUUUUUAUCAUUCAAAUGUGCUUUCUGAAGUGGUAGUGUUGAAAGAGAAUAGGCCUAGCAGAUUGCUGGCUGAGUAAUGUUCUUGUGGUACCCUUGCUCUUGAUGCUAUAUGACAAAUAGGUACUUGAAUGUGUAGUUUUUUUUGCGGUUGCGUUUAAUGGGAUGAUUGAUUUUUUUUUUUUUUCUUCUUUUGUUUGUGGUGGAGGGAGGGAGUGGGAGGGGUGGGAUCUCUAUAGUUGUGCAUGUUUUGUGAUUGAGGGAGGAGUGUAUUUUGUGUGUGAGAUGUACUAAUGUGGGCAUGUUCAGUGUGGUGAAAACCCAACGUUGGAAAGGAAAGGGGGAUGAUAAAAGAACAACAUGGAGGAAAGUGGAACACGUAGCAGGAUAUUAUUUGUCUUUUAGGACUGAAGUUCAGUUGGUUAAACCCCCAAAUAGUGGAUGUUUUUUUUACUGCAUCUGAUGUUUUGUUGUUCUGACAUUGAAUCCUUUCCAUGGUUGACUCCUACGAUGUAUUCACGCCAACACUUCCUGACUUUUUAACGUUGUAUAAGGUUUCGCCACACAGAAUUUUUUUUUUUUUAAGGUUUAUGUUUAAGCUAAAUCAGACACUGGGCUAGGAGAGAAAUUAAGGGAGGGAAGGAAGGAGAAACAUUAAUUCUUUUUUUUAUUUUUAUUUUUUAAAUGUAAUUUUUAUUAUUCACACUGAUUCCACUGCAUGGACCGAAUACAAGCAGCACUGCAGCAUCACAGUCUCUCCUCAUCAGUCAUUUAAUGACAAAACAAGCUCAUUUUGCGCCCCUUAAUUUUCCCAAAAAAAAAGGAAAAAAGAAAAGUAUGUGAGAAUAAUUCUUGUUGUUGGAAUAUAAUCUCAAGAUUUACGUGGGAAGACUUUGGUAGUGGUGCCUGAAUAAUUUGAGCCUGACUUUCAGGAUAUGUUAAGCGAAGAUAAUUUUGCCUCCCCGGAUGUAUCGAUAUUCUGGGCCGCAGAAGGGAGGCGGGAUAUUGGAAACGGCUCCGAAACAGCAAAAGACAGACGUGACAUUCCUCAUGUGGGCUUUUUAGGAUGGAAGUGAACCGUCGUACCCGUUGCCUCCUCCCUCUGACAUGUCUAGGCACUCUUUAUAUUCAUACUGUUAGAGUUGACAGAUUUAUGACGGCGUUGGUAAAUUCCACACUUUUUUUAUUUAUUCCAGUGCUUUUUAGCUCUUAUAAAAAAAGAAAUGCUGUAUUUUGAAGACAGAAUAAGGUCAUGUUAACCUGGUCUGCAUUUCAAGAGUAAUGUGUGACCCCACUCACCUUCAGGUUUAUGAGACAACACCAUCCCUUCUUCCUGUACUCGUUUCCCAGUAUGCUAUUGUGAUGUUACAGACCAUACAGUGAACAUAAACGUCAAUAAAAGAUGGAUUUAAGUUUAAAA